This is a messenger RNA of Gryllus bimaculatus (two-spotted cricket), 983 nucleotides long. NCBI's taxonomy places the organism in Eukaryota, Metazoa, Arthropoda, Insecta, Orthoptera, Gryllidae. The record is from the annotation of a GenBank genome assembly.
AUGCCUUAUUUUACGCGGCAAGCCACAGCGCACGGCAAGCGCAGCGCGUGGGCGCGUGGGCGGCGUCGGCGCGGGGGCGUCGGCGCGGUGGGCGACGCCGCGAGCGCUGGCCGGGGGCGAGGGCUGCUGGCCGCGCCCGAGGACGCGCGGUGGGUGCUGUCGCGCGUGUGCGCUGCCUCCGCCCCCGGACGACGUGUGGCGCCACCUGGACCGCGCGCGCCCUGCGCGCCGCGGCGCGCGCAGGCGGCGCGGAGGCGGAAGCGGCGGCGGCGGCGGCGGCGGCCGAUGACGGCGGCGGCGACGACAGCCUGCCCGCAGACGCCGGACGCCUCCCGCUGCUCAGUACAUCCCUGCUGCAUCAAUACUGUCAGCGGCUCGAUCGUGCAAGGAGUAGAACGACCUCAGCCACUCAGAGCUCGCCCCGGCGUGGACUUGGCGGAUGUGGAGGCGGCGGCGGCGGCGGCGGUCGAGGCGGAGGACGAGAGCAGCGAGGUGGAGUUGGGGCCCGUGGAGGCGGCGGCGGAGGCAGCGGCGGCGGCGGGGCAGGGGGACGAGGGUGGCGUGCUGCUGAUGGAGGCGGACGACCGCCCCCGCGCCCCUCGCCCGCGCCCGCACCCGCACCCGCACCCGCACCCCUUGCGUCUCUACAAACUCCUGAAUCGCGAAUCUGCAAGGAAACUGGACCAAUGAAAAGGAUGUAGUUGGAGAGUGGAGAACAAAUGUUACUAUUUUCAGUGAUCCUUUUUUUAAUAUAAUAAACGUUGAGUUAUCAGUAAUUACGGAAUCUUGUUUCUGUUGAUUCUGCAUACUGCGAUUUCUUUUUCAUCUGUGGUACCCUGUUUAGCCGAGAGAGGAUGGGUUCGCCCUCGCCUCUCCUACGGCCUCUUGAAAUCUCCCAUGUGUCCAAAUCGUAAGAGUCCUCUGCAUGAAUGGCGAAAUAAACUGCAAUGUACAUAUUCUCAUGCAUAUUCUUUCAAAUUACA